GUCUGUACGUGUGUGUGUAUGCGUGCAUGCAUAUGUCUUUGUGUGCGCGUGUGUGUGUGUGUGUGCCUGGUUCUGGCCUAUCCCCUGGGCUGAGGUGUGGUGAUGUACUGCCCAGUGCUCCCUUUGCCCCUAUAUGGAACCCACACACACACACACACCCACACACACACACACACACACAUUGGCUCACUGCUGGCCCUAUUCCCAUCACGCAGUGUGACUCUAGCCACAGUCAAAGUCCUAGAGAGAGGAGAGAGGACGUGUGUUUCUGAGACAGAGGAGUCCAGAAGACUCCGGCUCACUCUACAAGACCAGCACCAGGAGCAGAACUACAGCAAGCCAAUCGGACGAGCUUUUGCUGUGGUGCAGCCUCCCUCUGAGAGGGAGCCUUUAAAGAGUGAGCCAAUCAAACCCGGGGACGAGAAGGUUGAAGUCAUAAAGGUGUAUCUGAAAGCUCGUGAACAGCAGCAGACCCAACACCAGCAGAGUCUGAGGAUGCUCUCAGAGGAAGUGUCACAAAUUCAAGAGGUGAGAUAUUGUCUGAAGAACUUGAGGGAACAGAUGGCUGCCAAAAACAACACCUACAAAACAGAGAGCAGGAUCCGCUUAUCCACCACUGGUUCCAGAGACAACCUCUGCUCAUCAUCAUCGUCGUCAUCAUCAGUGCCAUCUUCAUCAGCAGCAACAUCCUCAUACUCUACAGCAGAACAGAACCAUGACAACACUCAAGACUGGGGGGAUGAGCAGGAGAGGGCUCGGAUGAGGGAGGUCAGUAAGAGACUCUACGCCCAGCUGCAGGGAGGCUCUAGAAGAAAUGAGGAGAAUAAGCAGCAGCAGCAGAGGGAGGCGGGUCAGUAUAAGCAGCAGCUGUCCGAGCAGGGUGACCGGCUGCGGGAGGCGGAGCAGACGGCCGAGCAGCAGGACCAGCGGAUUGAGCAGCUCCAGCGUCUCCUGUCCGGCAUGGAGCAGGAGAGCUCGGGCCUGAGGGAGGAGCUUAUGACACGGGAGGCGGAGCUUCUGCAGCUCAGAGAGCAGAAGGAGGAGGGGCUUGAGGACAGGAAGCGGUCAGAGGAGCUUUACCAGGAGAAUGCUCUCCUGAAGGAGAAACUGCACCACCUAGACGACAUGCUGAAGUGCCAGCAGAGAAAGCUCAGAACCAUGAUUGAACAGGUGCAGAACUCAAAGAUGGUGAUCCAGGAGAGAGACCGGGUGAUCAGAGAGCUGGAGGAGAAAGUGGCCUACCUUGAAUCUGAGAACAGAGAGAUGCACGACCAGAUGGAUUACUAUCUGGGAGGUCAGAGGCGAAACUCCUACCUGUCAUCUGACCAGAACCCCCAGAUCGUCUACAGUAAGCCUUUGAGGCCCUCUACACAAAGCAGCAAGUCUCUGCCCUUCAUCAAGGUCAUUGAGAUCAAAUCGUGAGUGGGCAAGAUGGUUUCGCUGUGGUAACACCACGGCCACUGCCACUGCCACAGAGCACUCAGCCCAGCCUUCGUAACCCGUAAGGAAGGCCACAUCUGCAGCAGCACCACCAAUUGCCAUGGCAGCAUCACAGCUCAGCAAUUUCAUGCAUUUCACCAACUGACCAUCUCAACCGCAUUGUGCACCGAUUUUCACACUAUGUGUGUUAGUGUGUGAGUGAGUGUGUGUGUGUGUGUGUUUAAGUUCUAAGUGACUCCAUCUGUUUUCUGCCAUUUAUAGUUGGAUUUACUGUAGCUUAGCUUCAUACUCAGUCGGUUGUAGCACCUGUGUGCCCUUUUCCAUGUACAGUACAUAUGAACACUAUGCAGCCACAGCUUGCUCUGAAACAAGCUAAAUCUAGACGCAUGCUAAAUCUACACACACCUACACACACACACACACACACACACACACACACACAAACAGAAGGGAUAUGAAGGGAUAAAGAAACAGGUCAUGAAAAGGAAGGCUAAUGAGAGAUGGGUUAGUGCAAUAAAACAGGGGGUUGGUAGGGAGACAGAAAGAAAGAAAUUUGAUUUAUCACUGAAUUUGCUACAGUUUCCCUCCUGACAGCACAUGUAAACACAUCUUAGCUGUCGAACCCAGUUUACCUCAGUCUGUUAACACACACGCACAACACACUGCAACUGAUUAAGGGGCUUUAACACGGCUACUCAGAUUAACAAGAACAGGGCUGAUCUUUAUACAGAAAGACAAGCAGCAGACACAGCAGUGGGCUGUGUGUGUGUGUGUGCGUGUCGUGCGUGGGGGGAUAAAUAAGCGAAGGGCUGGGGUAAUUGUUCUCUAUCAUGUUUGAAUCAAGACCAAACGGGAAGCUGGAUCAUCCCUGAUGAUGAGUUAUGGGGAAGGGAUGUCGUGUCGAUACUGGCCUCGAGCAUUCCAGAGCACACCCGCAUGUCAAGUCGAGUCAAGUCUGUCGCCUGGAGUCAGGCAUAGUUUUUAGGUUAAUGGAAAAAAAUCACACGUGCUGAUUAGAUAAGGAAGAAUGUGUUAUACACUGUGGUGAAUUCAAUGAAGUAGCUAGCGGCUAAAUUAAAUACCAAAAGAACUAUUUCAAAAUUUCUGAUAAUUCAGUCCAUUUUAAAUCUAAGCCAGUCAGAGUGAGGGGUCCAUUCGGGACAGGAAAUGGGAAAUGACAUCGCAGAAUCAGAUUUUUUUUUUUUUAAAGUAGUGUCACUAUGGCAGCUCUGAGUGUUUGUUGGGACUCAGAGGCUCAAACAGGCAGGGUUUCAAUAGCAAUAACCUAUAAACCAUCUCUUCCUCUCUAUCCCACUGACGUUUAAGACAUUAGACUAUAACACACCUUCUUUCUUUUGCUCUCCUUUUUGUACAGUUUAUGACCCUUUAUUUCAUGUAGUUGCAUAAACGUUGGAGGGAGACCAGUCCGACAAGUCUGUUAUCAUCUGUGUGUGUGUGUGUGAGAGAGAGAGAGAGUGAGGGACUCUGAUCGGAACUCAAUGACAUCACCUAUGUGUGCGUGUUCAUGCAUGUGUGUGUAAUGUCGAAGGAACAUGGCAGGUUGCAUCACUGCAGCUGUGCUGACAUAAGGAAUAUGAAGAAGAUGAUGGUGACAAUGAAGAGUAUUUAACACACAGCAAUGUGUCCUAUUUAAUGUUGAUCCCUGAUAGGAAACACACAUGUUCAGUUCAGUAUCAUGAAGCUUUUUUUCUUAAUGGUUAAGUUUGUACAUAGUAUCAUGUUUGUGUUAGAGUCCUUCAUUUUCCUGUGUUAUUUACUUUUGCUAUCCUGAAAAACUCUGUAGCACUAAGCCAAAGGCUUUCUCCUGAUGCUCUGUAAAUAGUGAAGGCUUUUUUGUAGUUAUUUUUGAUGUGAUCUAGAAAGCAUGUAAUAACUUAUAUCUAAAUACUGUGUGAAUGCUUUGAAUAUUUCAAUAAAUCAGCCCAAAUCGUUA
Molecule: messenger RNA, 3394 nt
Organism: Alosa alosa (allis shad)
Lineage: Eukaryota; Metazoa; Chordata; Actinopteri; Clupeiformes; Clupeidae
Gene: tuft1a
Product: tuftelin 1a
Exons: 13
Coding region: 103-1422 (439 amino acids)
Biological process (GO): intracellular signal transduction
Cellular component (GO): intracellular anatomical structure
Source: RefSeq, a predicted model, not a curated record